AUGAGCCAGAGGGAAGUGUCCAAGUUUCCGUUGAUUUUGUACAAAAGAAUAUUGAGGUAAGAGCAUAAUAUAACAAUAAUACAUUAUCAUAUGAUGUUAUUAUAGGUUACAUUAUGGUCUUCCCAAGGAACUACGGCUAAUGGGUGAUUCUUAUGUUAAGGACGAGUUCAGAAGACACAAAACAGCUAGUCCAGAGCAAUCUCUUCUGUUUUUAAAGGAGUGGACGGUAAGAUUCGCUAAUGUGAAUUACUAACAUGUAUAAAUGACUCCUUAAUAUUUACGUUAUAUACAAACUACCAGGGCCGGGCGGGGACUUUUGGUCUGGGGGCGGGGGCCCAAAAAAUCGGCACAGGUAGCUACCCCUCUGUGCCGAUUUUUGCGAAAUUUUUUUUCCGAAAAUCCACAGGGGGGACCACGUUCAACUUUUUUCUAAAUUUUCUUUCUGGGGGUACCCCCCACCGUCCCCCCCCUCGCGCCCGGCCCUGCAAACUACUAUUUAAUUUUCUACUUUCAGUUAUAUUGUACAUCAUUGUCCAAACAGUUGACGCAUAAAGGGAUCGUUAAAGGCAAAUUUGGAGAAGACUUGGAUCCAGAGCUGAUAGAUAGGUUUAGCGACGAACAGAUACAACAACUUUACGAGCUGAAGGUGGAAUCAGAAGAGUGGAAGAAGGCCAAAUCAGUGUAG
Molecule: messenger RNA, 685 nt
Organism: Bursaphelenchus okinawaensis
Lineage: Eukaryota; Metazoa; Nematoda; Chromadorea; Rhabditida; Aphelenchoididae
Source: the annotation of a GenBank genome assembly